AUGGCGGAUGAGGAGGUCGCUGCGAAGCGAGCCAUCGGGCUUACGAAGCUCUUCAACGCUGUCAUAUUCGGUCAUCGCGAUCUAAAGAGCGCGGCGAAUGCCAACCGCUUCUUGGAAGCGCUCUGUGCUCAAGAGGAUGUGUCGAAAUGUGUCGAGCAGUUGAUAGCAGCCCCGAAGGCCCUUGGUGCGGUCGGAGCUGCUUUCCGGUUUAGCGCCAACACCGCCUUUCUCAAUGGACCGGCCACUUCUACCCUGCACCAUCUGGCUCAUCCAUCAGUGAAGCAGCUCUACGCAGGCCAGUUCCUGCAUCGCGUCCUCGAACAGAUUGUAGAACCCCCAACAUUCUGGAACACCUAUGUCGAGGCACAUAACGCACGUGUGCUUACGCAUGACGGUACGCACGCGUUCGCAUGGCUAUUGCUCGAGCUCCUUCAUGGCCGCUCCGACAGCGUACCAGAUGUACGCGACAUCGCGCAUCGUGUCACGAGCAACGAAUCACUCAUCAAUUCGGAAUCGCUGGAGGUCAGGAACCUAGGACACAAGAUUAAGCAUGUCCUCCAGAGCACCUCCACAGACGCCGUAGAUGGUCCCGGCGGCCGUCAUGACAAUGACUUUGCCGAUUAUCGGCAGGUCAAAAUCCUGCCUACUCCAGAUGAAUUCGCAUCUAGAGAGACUCCUUUCUAUAGGCGCUCAAACGAUGUCCAGGCAGUUGAAGCAGGGAGUCGAGGGCUAGUGCAUCUUGACAACCAGUUCCGCCUUCUCCGCGAAGACCUACUUGGAGAGCUCCGCAGCGACUUCCAAAUUGCAACUGGUCAAAAGAAAGGACGCCGCAAAACUGUUCUCGAGGAUCUGCGAUUCCUUGGUAUUGAAUGCGGUCCGGAUAACAAGCGCAAGCCCUGUUCGCUCAAACUUGAAUGUGCGAGUGACAUACCUCAGCUACGCAACAUCAAGGGCGCCAUAGCUCGUAAAAAGUACAUUUCAGAGAACAGGAACAUGCUCAAACACCAAUCACUUGGUUGUCUUAUCAGCAACAGCAGCAUAGUGGGUUUCGCGACCGUAGAACGGGACGAAGAUUUGCUCGCGCGAGAGCCUUCCGUCGUUGUGUUGCGAACGGCAGAUGCAUCAUCGUUUGCCAAAGUGCUGAUGGCGUGCAAGACGGGACAAGAUCUAAAUUUUGUGCAGGUCGAUACUGCCGUCUUCGCAUAUGAACCAAUCUUGAAAUGCCUUCGGUCAAUGAGCGAGUUACCCCUCAAGGAACAGGUGCUGAACUUGACACCAGGAGCAGGCGAAGUUCUCUCCGGCAUACAGCCUAACAACAUCAUCAACACAAUUCGCGAUGCCUGGGAGGCGGAUCUUCGGGAUCACAUCGGGACCACUGGACCCGUCAAGCUCGAUCUUGCCCAAGUAGAGGCUUUGCUUACUGGCCUAGCCAAGCGACUAAGUUUGAUCCAAGGGCCACCAGGAACUGGCAAAUCUUUUAUUGGUGCCUUGAUCGCGAAGAUACUGCAUGAUCAUACUGAUGAGAGGAUACUAGUGCUUUCAUUCACAAACCAUGCGCUAGACCAGAUGAUUAUUGACAUCCAGGCUGCUGGUAUCCCAUCAGACUCUGUCGUGCGACUGGGGGGAAAGUUCAGCAGUAGCACACAGGCUCUCAGUAUGUCCGCUCAGCCCAACGAUUACAAAAUGAGUCGCGAAACGUACACCAUGAUACAGGACCAGAAGGCGCAAGCUGAAGCCUAUCAUGCUGCUCUUUCCGACAAGUUAUCACGAUAUACUAGAUUGGGCCUGAACGAACACACGCUUCUUGAACAUCUGGAAUUCUCCGACGACUCCGAAUACUUCGACGCUUUGGUUGUACCUGAGCAGAAGGGCGAGAUGAAACUUGUAGGAAAGAAGAACAAGCGGAUCGAGCGAUCGUAUCUGAUCAAGCGAUGGCUCAAGGGUGAUGAUGCGGGGAUCUUCAAUGCAAGCGCACUUUCGAGCUUUGCUGAGAUUUGGACUACCGAUCACAACACAAGACUGGCUAUGAGGAACAAGUGGAUUCGAGAAUUGAUUGAAGAGCAAGUAGCAGGUAUUAGCACACUUGCAGCGAAGUACGACGAUUGCUGCAACAGAACACAGCAGCUGUUCCACAUGAAAGACUCGCACGUCAUCAGUAACAAGCGUAUCGUCGCUUGUACAACAACUGCAGCUGCAAAAUAUACGCAAGAUAUUCAGAAAGCUUCUCCGGGGAUCAUACUUGUCGAAGAAGCCGGAGAAAUUUUGGAGAGCCACAUUCUCACCGCAUUGACACCCGCCACAAAGCAGCUCAUUCUGAUAGGCGACCACAAACAACUUCGCCCGAAAGUGAACAACUAUGCCUUGUCAGUAGAGAAGGGCGAAGGAUACGACCUCAACGUGUCCUUGUUCGAAAGGCUUGUCCUUGCUGGAGUGCCCCAUACCACUCUCAGCAAGCAACACCGAAUGCGGCCUGAGAUAUCUGCACUUGUUAGAGCACUCACCUACCCUGAGCUGCAAGACGCAGACAGUGCCCAAGGAAGACCAGAUCUUCGUGGAUUUCAGGAUAAUGUCCUAUUUGUGACGCACUCGAAGCCGGAGUUGAGUGCCACCCGAAUAGCUGAUCGGCGCGAUGAGGGUGCCAAAACCAGCAAAGAAAAUUCUUACGAAGCUGACAUGGUAUUGAAAUGCGUUCGAUACCUAGGCCAACAAGGGUAUGGUACUGACGACAUUGUUAUCCUUACGCCAUACCUCGGCCAACUCUCGCUCCUGUUGAAAACACUUUCAGCUGAUAACGAUCCAAUCCUCAAUGAUCUCGACUCGCACGAACUGAUUCGAGCUGGCAUCCAGAUCGAACAGCACUACUCACCGAGAAAGAGCAAUUCGAUUCAGUCUGCCCUGAUGGGGGCUGUUCCGAACCAUGCCGGCGCAACAUGUCAAAAGUGCGAGGCAGAAGCGCGCGCACUAGAACGGCGCCGGCAACGUGAUCACAAAUUGGAUCAAGAGCGGCAGGCAAACCAGAAGGCGUAUGCAGCUCGACUCGCUGAAAUUGAGGACGAGAUUGAGCACCAGAAGCGUUUGCUGGGUGACCGCGCUGCUGAAGAAGAGCGUCAAAAGGCAUUGGCUCAGAAAAAACAGGAUCUCACCAAUUUGCAGAAGAAGAUCAAAGCUCCGGUGAAAGUUUCGAAGCAUCCGGAGCCUGCCACGCCCCCGGAUUCAGCGGCCGAUCGCGCCUCAAAUGUGUCUGGAGAUUCGCCUGCAUCCCAUCAAAGCUCAAGUGGAUCUCUGGAUCAAACUCAAUCAGCUUCAGAUGGCACGGCACGGCAGCAGGAUAGUGACUAUCCUGAACGGGACAAGAGCGAGGCAAAGGACGACUGGGAAGAACAGAAGACUUUGUGGGGUGCAGACAAUGAGGCACUAGACUCCUUGAUGUCCAUGAUUGGCCUCGAGUCCGUGAAAGAGCAGUUCCUUGCCACCAAAAGCAAGGUCGAUACCCUUAUCCGCCAGAACGUAUCUUUGAAAGGAGAGCGGCUUGGGGCAGCUUUGCUAGGCAAUCCUGGCACUGGGAAAACGACUAUUGCACGCUUAUAUGCCAAAUUCUUGGUCAAAGUUGGUGCACUUCCUGGAGAUCGCUUUUUUGAGAGCUCUGGAUCCUCGCUCGCAAACGAUGGGGUCACAACCUGCAAAGCGCAUAUCGAUAAGAUUUUGGAAGCAGGCGGUGGUGUCUUCUUCAUCGAUGAAGCGUACCAGCUGGUUUCCGGAAACAGCUUCGGCGGCAAAGCUGUGCUAGACUAUCUACUGGCAGAGAUGGAGAACCUAACGGGUAAAGUUGUAUUCGUCCUGGCAGGUUAUCACAAGCAGAUGGAAGUGUUCUUUUCCCAUAAUCCGGGUAUUCCUAGUCGCAUACCGGUCAUAAUGGAGUUUCAAGACUACAACGAUAAAGAGUUGGAGCACAUCCUGGUACAUUACAUCAAUGCGAAGUACAAGAGUAAUAUGAAAGUAGAAGGUGGGAUGAAGGGUCUAUACGUUCGGAUCGUUGCGCGUCGCAUCGGUAGAGGCCGUGGUCGGGAUGGCUUCGGCAACGCCCGGAGCGUUCAAAACAAGGUCUCACAAAUCACGGAACGGCAAUCAAAGCGUCUUCGAAAAGAAAGGAAAGCUGGACUGAUGCCCGAUGAUAACUUACUCACAAAGGAGGACUUAAUAGGCCCAGAGCCAUCCACCAUCCUCAAGAGCAAUACCUCAUGGUUGCGACUGCAGAAACUGAUUGGUCUGGCAUCGGUCAAACAGUCAGUGCAGGCUCUUCUCGAUGGGUUGCAGUUCAACUACCAGCGCGAACUGCAGGAAAAGACACUGGUGCAAUAUUCGCUAAACAGGUGCUUCAUAGGCUCACCCGGCACGGGAAAGACAUCAGUAGCAAAAUUGUAUGGACGUAUUUUGGCGGAUAUUGGGCUGUUGUCCAACGGAGAGGUCGUUAUGAAAAGCCCUGCCGACUUCAUUGGUAGUGUAUUGGGCGGGUCCGAAGCGAACACCAAGGGCAUCCUGGCCUCGUCUGCCGGAAAAGUUCUUAUCAUCGAUGAGGCAUACAUGCUUGCAAGCGGAGCUGCAGGUGACCCUUAUAAAGUUGCCGUGAUCGACACGAUCGUUGCUGAAGUUCAGAGUACCCCGGGCGAGGAUCGAUGCGUGCUUCUUCUGGGCUACAAGGAUCAGAUGGAAGAGAUGUUCCGAGACGUCAACCCUGGACUUGCCCGUCGUUUCCCUCUUGGGUCAGCGUUUGUGUUCGAAGACUUUGACGAUGAAGAAAUACGGCGUAUCCUAGACUUGAAGUUGAAAGAUGUGGGUUUCAACGCUACAGAUCAAGCUAAGAAUGUUGCCAUGGAUGUCAUUCGACGAGCCAGGAAUCGACCCAACUUCGGAAACGCAGGCGAAGUCGACAUAGUCCUUGAUGGAGCAAAAGCAAUGCACCAGAAACACAUGACUGCUGGUAAGGUUAAGGAUUUCGACACAUUCGAGGCCAUCGAUUUUGACCCAGAUUACGAUCGAGGUGAUCGCGCCGCAACCAAUCUCCCUGCCCUGUUUCAAGAUGUUGUCGGUUGCGAGGAUCUUAUCAAACAAUUCCAAGGUUACCAGACGACAGCUGCGAACAUGAAGGCCUUAGGCAUGGACCCGCGUGAACAACUGCCUUUCAAUUUUCUCUUCAAAGGACCGCCUGCUCAAAAAAUGGGUAAGGUCUUUUAUGACAUGGGUCUGCUUAGCCAAGCAAAGGUGGUGGACUGCUCAGCAACGGACCUAAUAGGGCAGUAUGUCGGGCAUACCGGACCCAAAGUGCAAAAGCUACUCGAAAAGGCCAUGGGAAAGGUAUUGUUCAUCGAUGAAGCUUACCGUCUUGCGGAAGGGGGCUUCGCAACCGAAGCGAUGGAUGAGCUUGUGGACUGUCUCACAAAGCCAAAAUUUGCACACAAGCUUAUCACCAUUCUUGCUGGCUACGACAAGGAUAUAGAUCGACUCAUGACAAUCAAUCCAGGCCUGACUAGUCGGUUCCCGGAAUCAGUCAUAUUCAAACAUCUGGACCCUGAGAUAUCCCUCGAACUUCUUACCAAGGACCUCCGCAACCUGCAGAAGCGCAAGAAGGCACCAUUGGACCUUUCUGUGCUAGAGUUUCCUUCUGUUCAACUGCAAAAUCGCGUAAUUGGGCUAUUCGACAUGCUUUCGAGGCUUGAUUCAUGGGGAAAUGCGCGCGACGUCAAGUCCCUGGCGAAGAAGAUGUUUGGGGCUUUAAUUUCCAAAGCAUCUCAACCUGUGUCCAAGCUUGUACUUACAGAGGUUAUCAUUCUUGAUACCAUGGAGAGCGUUUUGGAGGAGCGCUCGCGCCGCAAUGAAGCUGUUGGAACAAACAGACGAACCAUGCAGCCCGUCCCGCCUCAACAACAUUCCUCGAAAAUCGAGCAGCGAGAAGAGCAUGUCGCCAUCCAGAAAGUCGACACUAUUGAAACAACAGAGAUCCCGCUUGAGUCGAUCUUCAAAGCAAAGCGCGAUGCCGGUGUUUCGGAUGCAAUUUGGGAACAACUCGAGCUGGACAAGCAUGCGAUGGUAGCCCGAGAACGCGAAUACAGACGUCUUCAAGAGGAAAAGCGACGGGAAGAGAAGCGCAUCGAAGCCCUGAAGCAUGCUGAGAAGGAGGCUGCCAAUGAAGAAGAACGACGCAUGCGUGAGCAAGAGAGAGUUGCGGCAGAGCUAGAGCGCCGACGCAAAGAGGCGAUCUUGGCAGCAAUAGAAGAAGCACGCGAGAUGGAGAAGCGACGACAGAUGAGAUUGAGGCAGCUGGGGUCAUGUCCGGCGGGUUUCCACUGGAUCAAGCAGAGUGGCGGAUAUCGAUGUGCAGGCGGAAGUCAUUUUCUCGAUGAUGUAGCGCUCAGUGUGUAG
Molecule: messenger RNA, 6417 nt
Organism: Parastagonospora nodorum SN15
Lineage: Eukaryota; Fungi; Ascomycota; Dothideomycetes; Pleosporales; Phaeosphaeriaceae
Exons: 9
Coding region: 1-6417 (2138 amino acids)
Molecular function (GO): ATP binding; ATP hydrolysis activity; helicase activity
Source: RefSeq, a predicted model, not a curated record